AUGGCCACUUCUUCAAUCACUAUACCAACAAUUCAAUCUCCGAUUCGGAGAUCGAAAUUUCUCGGCCAGAGCCAUCUAUUUUCAACUGCAAACCGAUCGAUUUUCCCGCCUCCUAAACAGCUAUCAAACGUUCAUCAAGUAAAGACCAUGGCUAAGUUCAAUCUAUGGGAAGUGAUGGGAGGAAGAGGAUUAUUGAAAGGAGAGAAAGGUAUUGAAAAGGAGCUCAAGAGGAACGUAGAAGACGAGCAAGAGACAACACCAAAGGCUGAUGAGAACGAGACGACUGAUGACAAUAACUUGUCGACGUUUAAAGUUCCUGAAGACGGUUUCGAUAAAGAGAUGAUGGGUCUCACCGGAGGAUUCCCCGGCGGGGAAAAGGGACUGCAAACGUUCAUCGAGAAAAACCCACCACCGCCACCUCCGCCGCCGCCUGCGAAACGAGGAGACGAUGUAACUGCACUUGCUGCUAGCGAUAAGAAGAAACCGAGAGCGCCGGAGCUGCCUCUUCUCAUGCCGGGGAUGAUCGCUAUAGUGAAGAACCCGAACAAUCCGUACCACAUGUACUGUGGGAUAGUGCAGAGGAUCACGGAUGGGAAAGCUGGUGUCUUGUUCGAAGGAGGAAACUGGGACAGGCUCAUAACUUUCAGGCUUGAAGAGCUCGAACGAAGAGAGAAAGGUCCACCUGGUAAGAACCCAAAGUCUUGUGUUCUUGAGCCUCUUAUUGAACAGAUGCAAAAGGAGGCACCACCAUCAUAA
Messenger RNA from Microthlaspi erraticum, 756 nucleotides. The record is from the annotation of a GenBank genome assembly. Lineage: Eukaryota; Viridiplantae; Streptophyta; Magnoliopsida; Brassicales; Brassicaceae.